AUACUUGUACAAAUAGGGAAGAUGUUAUUCGCAAAAUUCGAAUUAAUAUUUCAUGAAAAAGUAAAAAAAUAUUUGAUCGAAUACAGUAUAAAUACUUCAGUUUUGUUCGAACAGGAGUAGAUAAAAUAAAUAAAAUAAAAAGAUAUAUGUUUCAGAUAAAAUUUAUACCAAAUUUUCUAUUUUAUUAGCGAAAACAUCUGAUUUUUAUAUUAAUUAUUUGAGAAAGAACGCAGCGUUUGAUGGAUUGAAAUUUUUUAUUCCGUGUCAAUAACAAGAAUCGACAUUGGAGAUAUCUGAGUAUUUGUUUAAAAUGCUGAUUCUCCUGAUUAAAACUGCUACAACCUUCAGAUUUGAUUAUACAUUCAAAGUGCUUACAGUUGCACAAAAUGGGAAAGUACCGUUUGCAACAAUUUCAAGGAAUGAUAACAGAAGCAGCUUUCGAUGAGAUUUGACACUGAUACUUUGAAUAAUAUUAUUUGUGAGAAUUUGACGAGAUUCGAAAGCAAUAUAAGAGAUGUCUGAGUAUUUGUUUAAAAAGCUGAUUCUUCUGAUUAAAACUGCUACAACCUUCAGAUUUGAUUAUACAUUCAAAGUGCUUACAUUUGCACAAAAUGGGAAAGUACCGUUUGCAACAAUUUCAAGGAAUGAUAACAGAAGCAGCUUUCGAUGAGAUUUGACACUGAUACUUUGAGUUAGAUUAUUUGUGAGAAUUUGACGAGAUUCGAAAGCAAUAUAACUAUGUUCUGAUUAACCAGUUUUCGGCACAUAAACAGGCAUUCCAAAAGACGAUUAUAUGAUCUUCAAUCAGCCAUGCCAAAGCAAAGUAGAAGUGAUAAAGUUGGAACUAAAACUUAUUUCUCCUGGAAGGGACUCCUGCUGGCUACGAUUUCUGCAAUUUGCUAUUCUAUUGAUGCUGUCUUUGUCAAAUCGAUCAAGAACUUGCAUCCUAUUCAACUGGCACUUUACCGAUUCACCGCCCUAUUCUGUAUGUGUAUACCUGAAGUUGUCAAAAGUGGAGAGAAUCUACUUGGACCAAAAGAUGUUCGCUUUUUCAUUUUUCUCCCAGGAUUCCUUGGAGGAAUUAGUAUUUUCCUUGCUUACACAUCUUACCGUUUCCUACCACUUGGUGAAUCCUUCAUCAUAACUUCCAGCAUACCAAUUUUCGUGACAUUUGCAGCUUUCAUAUUUCUCAAAGAGCCGUGUGGUGUAUUUCAAUCUUUCCUUGUAGUUUUCACUGUCAUAGGGAUCAUUUUCACUACCAAAGUACCAAGUCGUCUGAUAGGAACAGGCGUUGUCUAUACGACUGAAAAUAUCUAUGGUAUCCUUGCAGCCAUUGGAUCACUUUUCUGCAGAACUUGUAUGAUGCUUUCAAUAAGAAAAGCAAAAAAAGCUGAUCAUUCAGUCAUUAUGUUCAAUUACAGUUGGAUAUCUCUCGUCGAAAGUCUGAUCUUGUUGCCAGUGCUGACAGAUUUUAAAAUACACGAAUGUGGUAUACAAUGGUUUUACAUUCUGGUUCUUGGGAUUAUUAAUUACGCUGCUCAAACAUUUCUAACUUUAUCUCUGAAGUGUGAGUUUGCAGGGCCUGUUUCUACCAUAAUGUCAGCUGUUUGUAUUAUCUUAGCAUUUUUAUGGCAAACAUUUCUUUUUCAUGACAUUCCUGAUUACUUCACAAUUACUGGUGCAGUUAUUGUAGGACUUUGUAUUGUAUUAACAAGUGUGAGAAAGUGGGUUUCAGCUCUUUCUGAAAAUUCAUCACAACGCCAGAAGUUGAAAUGGAUAAUGAUUUGAUUCUUUAACUCUCUUUGGCAAUCCCAUGUGUCAAUUAAUUAAUCUCAUGUACCAGGUUCAUUUAAUCUCAUGUCUCAAUUAAUCCCAUGUGUCAGGUUAUGAAAUGUUAAACUAAAUUUAUGUCUUCUAAAAAGAAAUUCUGCGUAUAAAAAAUUUAUUUUGGAUGCAUUGAAAUUCUAUGAUAUUAACUGAAUCAAACCAAUAACAUGAAUCCAAAUCAGAAAUCCUGAUAUAAAGAAACAGCAAUGAAACCUAAACUGAUGAGAGUUUAAAAGAAUCAUUAGCAUUGAUUGUUCAUCUAUUCCUUUAUGUAUGGAAAUCUUUGAAGGAACUGCUGUUCUUGCAUACUCCUACACUUGGAUGUAAUUGCUAACAACAUCUAAAUGGCAAGGAGCAUUUGAAAUGGUUAAAAGAUCAAAUUUUCAUCACUAUCAAGUACACAAGUCGGCCUACUUACCUGUGAAUAACUGUAAUCUUUGAUUUCAAACUAUUCCUCAUGCCACUGCAGCCGAGAAGCAGCCGAAGUGGCAAAAGAUCAAACAUCUUCAAUUUCAAUAAAUUAUACCAACAUACCUUCUUGUCUAUAACUUUAAUUCUUG
Messenger RNA from Argiope bruennichi, 2387 nucleotides. RefSeq lists its product as uncharacterized. The record is from RefSeq and is a predicted model, not a curated record. The transcript has 6 exons. The coding region runs from base 811 to 1788 and encodes 325 amino acids. NCBI's taxonomy places the organism in Eukaryota, Metazoa, Arthropoda, Arachnida, Araneae, Araneidae. Gene Ontology annotation, cellular component: membrane.